Messenger RNA from Purpureocillium takamizusanense, 3737 nucleotides. RefSeq names its product E2 ubiquitin-conjugating enzyme. The record is from RefSeq and is a predicted model, not a curated record. The transcript is spliced from 4 exons. Gene Ontology annotation, molecular function: NAD+ poly-ADP-ribosyltransferase activity. Bases 1 to 3519 code for a protein of 1172 amino acids. Lineage: Eukaryota; Fungi; Ascomycota; Sordariomycetes; Hypocreales; Ophiocordycipitaceae.
AUGUCGUUGAAGAAAUUCUACCGUGAUUUGGCCUUGGCCAAGACCACUUCCUUCGGCCAUGUGUCUAGCAUCCGUCGCGGCGAACUGGAAGACGGAAUAGCCUUCACGUAUUCGGACGAGUCCAUGAAUGUCGUCUUCGAUAUGGAACUCGUGAUUCGAGAUGUCACCGAGUACACGAAGGGAGCCACAUUCAUGCUCGUCACAUCCUACGGGGGCUCCGGCAAAACCGACGUCUCCGAGAACCUCCAAGCGCUUUCGGAGCAAAUACCUGCCCAGGGAACCGUAUGCGAAAUCCUCGCCUUCUUGUCCGACUCUCUCGCGACGGCACUGACAACACACUGUGAUGAUGGGGAUAUCAGUCAGACGUCGGACUUUGAUGAGGCAUCCUUCAUGGAUGAAGACUACGCUGAUGGAUGGGACGACCCACUCACGGCGACGGACGAACAGAACAAUCACAAUAUUCGUCUGGCUGACAACAAUAACGGCCCCGCCCCCGGGAACAUCGUGAACUCAGGUUUGGCGGAACUGAAGAGUGCGCUCUACAAAGCAAAGGCUGCAAGGCUCAUCAUAGGUCUUCUUCCGGCCGAGCCACAGCAGUUUCCACGCUUCAUUUCUCUUGCUAUUCGCGUAUCGGUUCUCGGACUACCAUCAGAUGUCCUCGAGGCCUGGGGCCUCAAGUCUGGCGAAUACCUGGUCCUCCUCAUUCACUUCGCCAACGGAUACCCCAGCCUUGCCAGAUAUCAGGCUCUCCCUGAAAAACAAUUGGACGUGCAAUUUCGGUUCGGCAAAUGCGCCGCCCCAAAGCCGUCUCAGAAAGCCGCUUCCCAGGCCUUCUUCGGAACUGGCGAAACACGACAGUCUUCUACGACAUCGGAGAACCCAAAGUCCAGCGAAGAUGACAUGAUUGACCCGUCCGCUUUCCUCGCAAACCACAUGUCGGCACCGAUUAAUAGGCAAUUGAAUCAAAGCCUGCAUACUCUGCUGAGACUUCGAAGGGGAUAUCGCACGUCAUGGGGUACGGCUCACGAGUUGCUUCGUCGCUUACAAACCGACCCUGACGAUGACAUCCAACCCAUGGACGUGGGCGAAGAGGCCAUUAUCAGCCCUGACGCUCCUGAGGCGCUAAAGGUGGACUAUGCCCUCGACGAUGAGGAUCAAGUGAGCAUCCCGCUGGUGGCAAUGCAGUUUGCUCUUCGACAACUCGUUCGCUGCACUGAGUCUUGCGUUGCGUGUCAGGAAAGCAUGGGCGAAGGACUUGGUUCAGGAUGCCUGAAGCCGUACGUCUGCGAGAAGCCGCUAUGCCUGUACCAGUACCUGUCCCUUGGUUUUGGUCCGAGCAUUGAGCACGAAAUCAUCAACAACCCCCUUGUUGUUGACUUUUUGGUGUCCCUCCUCUACUCAGCGGUCAUGACUGCAAGGAUCCGAGAGGUCCCGCUCGCUCUCGCCGUUAAAGUACCAAACGUGAACAAAGCCGCUCGAGGUGCCGUUGUGAGAGUAAACGAGACGUUUACCUCGGUGCGCGUACCUUUCGGAAAUGAAAUUUGGAAGGCUCGUGUGAGAACAGGACAAUUGUUCUUGGUUGCGGAUACUCAGAAGAGCGAGAGUCAGUCUCCCCAUCCCGGUACCCCACAGCGUCGUGCUCCUGCUAUCCACGCAGGCCCUCACGUCGUGCAUACGGACGGAAUCAACAUUGAACCAGCCGUGGAGGUUGCUGUCUGCCGCGCCGAUAGCGAUGCGGCGACAGGGUCCAUCCAUAUGACGCGCCUAUCUGGGACGUUCACAGUGGCCCCUGCUGCCACGAGCAGUAUCAGAUCUCGAGUGCAAGAGUUCCACCUGUCGAAGGAACCUGGUUGGAACUCAGCUUUGGUGCUGGAUUUUGACGACACCCUGCUAAGCCUUUCGGACGACGACCAAAGAGCGUCUCUUGCCCUUCUGAUGACCUGCAUUCCUCCUGUCCGGGAAAUGAGGGACUGGUUGUUGAAGAAUCCCGAACGAGCACUUUCAGAAUGGGAUCGUGUCGAUCGGUCACUCGUCGUCCUUCUGACCUGGAUCAUCGCCUCGAACAGAUCGCAUCUCGUCCCCGAUCAACAAAUUCCAGAUCAAGGCGCGCGACCAAACCCACAGACUACACACAAGUUUACACAUGGCGACCAAGGGGUUCCUGGCUAUCUUCGAUUUCGCUUCUUGCAAGGAGCGCCGGGUAAGGAAAGUCAGUUUGAAAAGGCGGCGCAACAUGUCAAUGCCAAAGGCAGCACGAAAUUUCCAACGAUAUUUGCCUGGCACGGGAGCCCCAUGGGCAACUGGCACAGCAUAAUUCGCACAGGGCUUGACUUCUCGACGAUAUCGCACGGUCGUGCGUAUGGCAACGGCAUAUAUCUGAGCCCGCACAUGGGCACAAGCAAUACCUAUUCUCGUGACCAUCCUGGCGGGUCACGGCCGCGCCUGUACACCAUGCCUCAGGAUUGGUCCAACGCAGAACUGUCGCCACUCUCGGCCAUCAGCCUUUGUGAAGUCGUCAACCGUAAAAAAGAAUUCGUUUCUACCACGCCGCAUUAUGUUGUCAAUCGAAUUGACUGGGUCCAAUGCCGCUAUCUGUACGUCGAGUAUGGCCAGGCCGUGACCAAAGCAAUCAACGAGUGGAUCGUCGCCCAGAAGAAGCAGCCUUUCAAAGGCUAUGUGCCACAAGCGUCCUCAACGCAAUUGUUGGACGCACAUGAGUACGGCGAUGCCGAACAUGCGGACGAACUCACUUCCGAAGAGAUCAGCUACGAUGACUGGAGCGGGGACGAUUUGGAGCUGCUGGGCCCUGACUCCGCGACCGAAUGCCCAUAUCAAGGGGAAACGAAACCACAAGGCUCAGCUCCGACUCUAUCAACAGAAAGGAGGCUAACGCCAUACGUCCCAGGCACGCUCGAUCUUAGCUCAAUCCCGAAGCUGCCUGAGCCGUCCUGGGCUGCCUCUUCUUCUCAAGCACUCAAGGUCUUGAGUCGGGAGGUGAAGGAUCUACACCGGAUUCAAUCAACAAUGCAUUUUUGCGAGCUGGGCUGGAGUGUGAAUAUGGAAGCAAUCGACAAUCUCUUCCGCUGGAUUGUUGAGCUGCAUAGUUUUGACACCUCGUUACCCCUGGGCCGAGACAUGAUACGCCUGGGCGUUACCAGCAUCGUCUUGGAGGUGCGCUUUGGAGCCGGGUUUCCCAUGUCGCCGCCCUUUGUGCGAGUUGUUCGGCCACGGUUCUUGCCAUUCUCGAGGGGUGGUGGCGGCCACGUCACCAUGGGGGGCGCCAUCUGUUCAGAGCUGCUGACCAACUCUGGCUGGUUGCCGACUUUGAGUAUGGAGAAGGUCCUAUUGCAAGUUCGAUUGGGACUUUGUGAGCUGGAUCCCGCAGCGAGGCUGGACUUGUCGAUGCAAGGCAUGGACUAUAAUAUCUCCGAGGCUGUCGAGGCAUACAAACGAGCCGCGGCGGCACACGGAUGGCAAAUUCCAGCCGAGAUGCAGGAGAUGACGCUGUCUUGGCGCUAGAGGCUUGUUUGCGUUUGACAUGGCGUGGGCUUCGGCAACUUGCAUUAAGGCGAGCGAGGAGGCACAGGUAGUCGUUCUCAAGAACAGCCGACUGACCGUGCGAUCUAGAACGGGCAACGAGUGCGCUACGCAUGGGCAAAGACUCAUUUCCGGAGACGAUGACUCGGUCGGGAUCCUUACACUGAAUCCUAUUGUACCUGUCUGGUCUAGGAGGCGAC